Messenger RNA from Effrenium voratum, 1233 nucleotides. The record is from the annotation of a GenBank genome assembly. Lineage: Eukaryota; Dinophyceae; Suessiales; Symbiodiniaceae.
AGCCUAGCAAACACCAUCCGCCCACAAGUUCGACACCAGAUUGCACAUGGCGAUGGUGCUGCGGGCGCUUCUGGCAAUGCUGCCCCUGGUCCAGGGCGGCCCGGCCAAGUUGUACUGCUGGUCCCUGGUGACGCCCAACACCUACGAGGUUGGAAUGCUGGCCGGCAUGGCGUCUUUGGGAGUGGGCCUUUUUGAGUGCAAUGGCUAUGACAUCGUCAGCAACGUCACAGCUGACGUCCUGUUCAAAGAUUUCCCGGACAUUGCGAAUCAGCUCAAGGACCAUGUGCACACCAUCGACAUGGAUCUCUUCGUGAAUAAAGUCUCCGGUCCGGUAGGCACGGACCCCUCCUCGCCCUACACAAACCCCAACAGCCCCCUGUACCAGGGCGCGACGAUGAAGCAUCUCGCCAACACCCCCGUCUUUAAGGAGGCCUGGCAGAAGAUCUUCAACCUCGGCAGCUUCCAGAACUACGACUUCACGGCGAAGCUGGACGUGGACGCGGUGAUCGUGCCGGCGCGGCUGUCAGGGAUGCUGACGAACCGCCCCAAAGUCUCGGAGUACUUCUUCGACACCCUCCACGACAUGUAUGGCAACUUCCUGCAUGGUCCCAUCGAGCUCAUUAGUCGACUCGGCAUGUUCGCCUUCCGGGACGCGCGCCAUGUGUGCUUCGACAAGAUCGAUCAGAUGGCCUAUGGCGAGGACUUCUUCGCGAAGCAGUGCUGGGACAUGAUCGGGAUCAAAGCUGUGCCCACCAUGGACAUCCGCCUGCUCUAUGACAAAUACGAGUGGGGCACGGCCUCGCAGAAUCGCUGUGACGCGUUGGUCCCGGACCCCGCGGUGUUUCAUGAGCCCCAGUACUACGCCGUGUUCCAUCCCUACAAGGACAUGGCCUCGUGGCUGCAGUGCCGCCGGGAGACCGGCGUGCCCAAGAUGCUUUCUGACGCGCAGGUGCAGUCGGCGGUGGCGCUGGCCACCAAGCCGCUGACGCUCUACGAGCAGAUGGGGCAGGUCGUCGCGAGGCGCCGCCCCGCGGUCGUCUUCCUUGCAGGCGUCGGUCUUGUGGCGGCCAGCGCCCUGCUGGUGUCGCGCAAGCGCCUCUCCGCGCGGGGCGUCACGCAGGAGCCGUUGGUGGAUGAGGAACUCGAAUGAGUCAACCAAAGCGCCAAAGGCCUUCAGGCUUGGCCCAGUGCGGACCUGGAAAUCAACUCGUGGGGCCACCAAACACGAGCCAA